UCUUACCAGUAGGCCUAUUGGACCAUUAUAUGCAAAUGCUGGCACAGUAUAUUAUCAUUUGUAGUUAUCCAUUUACAGAAGGCAGUCAUUUUGUUGUCAAACAUCACACCCUAUCUUGCUUGGAUAAGCAUUAUACUAGUUAUAGCUGUUUCGUUGUAGCUUGAUUUUAGAGAGAAAAUUCAACCAUGUCGCAAGAAAAGGAUGGCAAGAAGCCCUACCCCGUCCAGCAGGCUGCGUACCCCACACAGCAAGCAGCUUACCCACAGGGGGCGGCCUAUCCUGCCCAGCAGCCCUACAACCCUCAGAUAGCUCCAGUUAAUCAGCAGCACAUGUAUUCUGCCCCACCUCCAGGUGCUGGCGGAUAUGCUGGAGCCCCUCCCCCAUAUUCUGCAGCAGGAGCACCUCCCCCAGCAGCACAGGCUGGUUACCCACAAGCCCCUGUCUACUAUCAACCACCCCAACCACAGACGGUAGUAGUCAAUGGCGGAUAUGAUGCUGGUGCAAGAUUUAACUCAAGAAAUCCUCCUUCGAUUCCACCUCCUCCACCAGGUUGUGCCCCCAAUGCUGCCCAGAUGGCCUCCGGAACCGGGCAGAAUGUCGUCAUGGGUCAAAAACCAUCCAACUGGGUCACAGGAGGAUCAGAUGGGGGCUACACAUUGUGGUAAAUGUCAUGUAAUCAGCUCACUAUUGUCACCUAACGUUAUCACAGGAUGAUGGACUGCACUGAGUUAAUGCACAGGAAUAUGAUACGGAUAUGAUUUACAUGUACAUAUUUUAAAGCAUGGAUACAUUGUGUGAAUAUCUUUUUUAAAAGGGUACAUCUCUUAGAUUAACACUGGAGCCUUGUCUUAUGAAUCAUAAUAAUGUAAUAAGAAAUGUGUUAUGUUUAUGCAAAUCUACAUUUUUGUUGUAAUGGAUUGAUGAUUUGUAAGACAAGGCUAUGUUUCUUGUGCUUGAAUUCUGUAAAUAUUAUAUAUACAGUGUAUAAAUGAUUAUAACAACCGUAUCCUUAUUUUAUAUGUAUUUGCCUUCAAUACUUCUUUGAAAGACAUGUAAUAUGAGAUCAGCCUUUAUGUGAUUUGAUACAAUUCACUGGUUGAGAAUAGAAAAGUCUGCAUGUCAAAGUAGGUUUGUCAUAUUUGUAGAAUUAGAUAUUCUUAAGUCCAUGAAUUUUUCACACCAACAUAUUGAAACACAUUUUUGCUCGUACCAUAUUAAAUUCAACUAUAGAUGAUGUUUCUUUUUUAUACACCUUUGAAAUUUCUGCCUGUUGAUAAAUAUUUCUUUAAAAAACACCUACCAGGUAAUUACUUGCAUUUGUAGUUACAUGUAUUGAAUACUUGCUUUAGAGGAAUGUGUAUUCAUGGCUAUGUGGGCCAGUGGUGUGUUUACAAUACAAAAUGGACAACUUGUACUUUGGUCAUUCAAAUUCUGUGUAAACAUCAUCACAAUGGAAGUGCACUGAUGCAGAAAUAGCAGCGACAUGCAAGUACGCGCUAAUGGUAAUUGGAUGAUUGGAUAAAAGCUAUAUCCAUCUACCCGUACAUGUACAUGUACGUAUGCCUGCCUACAUAGCAGUGCUUAUGCAGUGCAUUGGACCUCGAUCAUAAUUCUUGAUUAAGAUAAUGGCUUUGAAACAUGUUGUCUGUUGUAAUAUCAGUCUACCGGGUAAUGCACCUGCAUGUAGAUUUUCAUACAGAUCCACUUGAGGUUAGCUUUUAUUGGUUUCUAAAAUAAAGAGGGGGGGGGGGGGACCCAGCUUUUUGAAUUGUUAAUUGCAUGUGAAAUAUUUCUUUGAAUUUCUUUACUCUUAAAAUAUCAUAAUGUAAAAUGUAAAGUAGACAACUCUUGAUGUGCAGAUUUUAAUUUCUUCUAUAUAGUACUACAUUGAUAUAUUGUAUUUCAAUUUCUAUAUUUCCCAUCCAUGGUAGAGGAUACUGUUUUGGGAGUGAUAUUUUUAUGCUUGAAAGAGUAUCAUCAGUUUAAAUACAAUGUGGGUUAAUCUCUUGCAUUUUGUACAUGUUUAUGUACUUUUUACAGUAUGAUUAAAUUACUAUCAUUUACCCUAUAUGUAUUUCACGCUGAUAUUUAUGUACAUUCCUGUUUUUGUGUCGGGCAAAAUAUUUUAUUUCUUCAGAUUGUGAAAUUUGAUACAAAACUACGUAGAAUUUAAUUUUUUUCUUCACUUUUUCACACGUUUUAACAGAAAAAGUAUAUUUUAAAUGUUUAUUUACAUGUAUUGUAUGUUUAUGUAAUGGUACAUGUACCUGUACUCUAUGUACAUUUGAUAAAAUUUAGAUAUUCUGUGAUGAUUAUUGCAUACUGUGCAUGAAACUACAUGUAUGAAGUACAAAUUAUUCAACUCCUUACCUGAUUGUGCUUUAAAUGGUCACCAGGUACCCAAUACUUUGAUGACAAAUUCUGAUUACAUGCUGCUGUGGUGUCUUACAAUGUAUGUGACAGACAGAUUAUGUCAGUUUGGCAUAUUGUCAAAGUGGCAGGAAAUUGAAUUUGCAGGAACCAUGAACCCUAACAAACUUUCAAAAUCUGGAUGCCUUAAACAACAAGAAAAAGAUAUUGCAAAACUCUGUGAAAUGUUUCACUACUUUUGAAAGGAGAGUUGUCUGUAUCUAUAAAAAGUUAUGAUCACAUUGGGUUUCCUAAUUAUUGAGACACACAUCUCGUUUGGACCGAAAAUCAGUCUAUUCAGUUGUACAAAUUUCUUGGCGGAGUGUCAAAAGAAAAAUUAUGUUAAAAAAAAACCUCCUCCAAACAUACAGAUUUUUCUGUCUAAAUUGAAAAAUACUUCUGUAUAUCCUUGAGUAAUCAUUUUCAGAUUACAAAAUUCAUCAUUGUAACAUUCACAAAUUUCAGGAAGUGAUGGAGAAGCCUAUUGUUAUUGGUUGAUUUUUUCAAAAUUCUUUGUGAUCAUUUUUAAAGAUGUUGUGCAUUCUCUAUUAUUAUGCUAUAUUUGACCUCAUUUUGUCAACCUUGCAGCAAGAUGCUUGUUGUGCAGUGAUUAUAUAAGCUAGUCAAUUAUUAAUGAGGGGAGCAUUUCCACCAAUGUCAAUUGGAGACAUGUAUUUAAACACUUGUUUGCAGCAUGCAUGAACUCAUUUAAGGAAAUGAGGUCACAGGUAUAAAUUUAACAGAUUAAGAGUAGUCACAAGAUUAAAAAUUCAUUAGGAACCUGAUGGGUGUUUUGGAUAGCGUAAGAGUCUACUGACAUUUGACAAAUCAAUCAACAACACAUAUUUUGGUUAUAUGAGGUUAGUUAGAGUGCAAUUUUUGAAAACUUUUUUAUAGAGCAAAAUAAAUGAACAAAAGGUGUCUUUCCUUAAUGGGUGCUUUUUGAUAAAUGUAAAAUAGAUUCAAACUUUUUCUGUUCACCUGGAUACAUAUUUAGCAUUUUGUCUAAAUGAUAUAUAUAUUGUACUAAUGUUUAACCAACAUGUAUUAAAGUGUACUAUACUACACAUGGCUGGUAUAUAGGGUGAAGCAUAUAAUACUUUAAAAUAGGGAAGAACAAUCACGGUUUCUUGUAAUUGUGUGAUAGUCUAAAUGUGAUGAAUAAUAAAUGGUUUUUUAUACACUAUGAA
Messenger RNA from Strongylocentrotus purpuratus (purple sea urchin), 3599 nucleotides. RefSeq names its product DAZ-associated protein 2. The coding region runs from base 186 to 665 and encodes 159 amino acids. The record is from RefSeq and is a predicted model, not a curated record. The transcript has 4 exons. NCBI's taxonomy places the organism in Eukaryota, Metazoa, Echinodermata, Echinoidea, Camarodonta, Strongylocentrotidae.